Messenger RNA from Ylistrum balloti, 5585 nucleotides. Its product is annotated as GATOR complex protein MIOS-A-like. NCBI's taxonomy places the organism in Eukaryota, Metazoa, Mollusca, Bivalvia, Pectinida, Pectinidae. The transcript is spliced from 27 exons. Gene Ontology annotation, molecular function: protein binding. Bases 158 to 2782 code for a protein of 874 amino acids. The record is from RefSeq and is a predicted model, not a curated record. Gene Ontology annotation, cellular component: cytoplasm. Gene Ontology annotation, biological process: cellular response to amino acid starvation; positive regulation of TORC1 signaling.
GUUAUGCUAGGUUUUGGAAUAUUCAUAUGCUGUUUUCUUCCAAAGGAAUGCAUAGAUAUCAAUUGAAAGAUAAGUGUUGUGAAUUGAAACAAACGCAAUAUACAGACAAAAUGACAAAAUAUUGAUCAGUGUGAACAGCAAGACAGACUGAGUGGCCAUGUCAACUGUGACAAAAAUUCUGUGGUCACCCACCCAAAAGGACCAGUAUCUCACAUACGGGUCAAUGGUCAAUUUAUACAAAGUCAUACGGUGUGAUGAUAGUGAUGCUUUCAAGGGAAUUCAAGCAACAAGACUUUCUGAUAACACCUAUGGUAUCCACGUAGCUGUCAAUUCAGGAAUACAAUAUCUAAAGACUGUUGCAUGGUAUCCUGGCAGAGAUGAGCAGGACAAUCUAAUAGCUGUAGGACAGCCCAAUGGCAAGAUCAUUCUCACAAGUUUUGGACAACCAGGUGGCAGUGAUCUGGUGGGAAAAGAAUUCAGUCCAAAACAUACUAGGUCGUGUGUAUACUUGGCAUGGAAUCCAUUGGACACCAAUUUGAUAGCAGAAGGUCUUGAAAAGUACCGAAGUGACCCCUGCAUCCUUAUUUGGGAUAUCCACUCAAAGCCAAGCAGUGAAAUGACAUCAACUUUGGAGCGACAACGUUACAGUUCCUCUUUAAGUGAAUCCAGUGUUAUCACCAAGCCUAUUUCAGAAUUGGGAGCUGGUGACACUACAGGAUCCCUCGCCUGGUCCCACAAAGACUCCAAUACAUUUGCAGUAGGGUUGGGCUCUAAGUACAUCAAGAUCUUUGAUUUGAGAGAGACGAGUAGACAGCACAUGACCACCAACACUAAAAGUGUGUAUGGUAUCUGUAUGGACCCACAGAAUCACUUCAGAUUAGCCUCCUUCCAUGAGAAUCAGGUAUCAGUUUGGGAUAUAAGAAAUUUUGAUAAACCUAUAAUGACAUUUCCAGAAACAAAAGCUGUUGUCCAAAUUGGUUGGUGUCCAACUAGAAUGGGAUUCUUAGCAGUGUUAACAAAAGAGACAUCAGCUGUAAAGCUGUAUGAUAUUCGUCAUAUACCAGUGGGUGCUGAUGAGUUGGAUCCUGCUAUUAUAGAGAGGAAUAUUCAGUGUCUUCCCAAUCAAUGCACCGCUUUUUCCUGGCACCCAAUGGAAGAAAAUCGUAUGUUGACCAUAUCACAAACUGGGGCAGUCAAGGACAUUACUGUACACGAAAGAAUCCCAGUGAUGUGGUCCUCACAGUUUCACCUCUCCUGGGCAUGUGGGAGAAGGAUGGUGGAUGUUGUUUCAUCAAAAGAAAGUGAUACGAUAGACAUAUCAGAAAGAAUUCAACAACGAGUCAGGAAAGGAUACGGUACACAGACAAUGAAUGUAGAGCACAAUGCCCAUGUAGUGAACGAAGAACCAAACUUAAGGGGGAUGUGGAGAUGGUUGUCUUUAACCAGACAGUUAGUUGAUGAGAGCAGGAAAUCACAAACGAAGAUGAACAUGUCCCGAUGUACAGGAAUCAAAAGUCUCCUACGACAGGACAAUGAUAGCAGUAACAACGUAAUUUACUGUCCCUGGCAGGAAGUAGACGGCAACAUUCUGAAUAACCUUAGGAAGAUGAGGAUGUACACUAGUGAGGAAAGGACAAGAGCAAUACGUUUGUGUGGAUGGAGAAACCAGGAGAUGGUGGACCUGUUUCUUGAGGAACUUGAAACACAAACAGAAUACACCAAGGCUGCUGCCGUAGCUCUGUUCAACCUGAAGAUGGGCAAGUCCAUACAGAUUCUAAGUAGGACUGCUGCAAAGCAAGGUUAUGAAAACUUAAGUGCAGUUGCCAUGGCAAUAGCUGGGUACACUGAGGAACAACAGACAAUGUGGCGUCGUACUUGUGGAUCCCUACUGCAAACUGUCCAUGAUCCAUAUCUUCGGGCAAUGUUCUGCUUUCUUGCCAGUGACAAAGAAAACUAUGAUGAAAUUUUGGCAGAUGAUAACUGUAUGACCGUUGCUGACCGACUGGCUUUUGCCUGUAUAUACCUAUCAGAUCAAAAGUUAAAGGAAUAUGUGGACAGUCUUAGCUGUCGUAUGAAGGACCAGGGAUGUUUGGAUGGCCUACUUCUUACUGGACUGACGUUGGAGGGGGUAGAACUCCUACAGAACUAUGUUGAUAGGACAGGUGAUAUACAGACCGCUGCCCUUGCUGCUGUCUACACAUUUCCUUGUGAGAUGUCAAACAAUGACAAAGUUAUCACAUGGAUCGAAAGCUACAGAGAACUUCUGGACAGGUGGAAACUCUGGCAUGAAAGAGCUGAGUUUGACAUCAUUCGCCACUCAAGUGAUAGUCACAGUUCAUUGCGACACAAUCGACCACAGGCGUAUGUCAGCUGUAACUUUUGUGGGAAGUCAAUAGCGUGUAAUACGCAGGCUCCAUUCCGUCUCAUGUCACGUUCAAUGAUGUCCAUGUCUGCCAACAAGCCAAAGAUAAGUUGCUGCCCAGGCUGUAGGAAGCCCCUACCUAGGUGUGCAGUGUGUCUGACAAACCUUGGGACUCCCUCAGGAUCUACACUGUGUCAACAGACAGAGCAUAAAGAUUUAGAAAACAAGCUGACUCCACUAGAUGAUUGGUUUACAUGGUGUCAGACAUGUCGCCAUGGUGGUCAUGCUUCACACAUCACCUCUUGGUUCAAAGAUCACCCACAAUGCCCUGUAACAGGAUGUGACUGCAAAUGUGCAACCUUAGAUCACAUUGGACGACUGAAAUCUACUUCAUCACUAGUGCCUGCUGGGAAGGCUUGAUCUUACAUCUAAAACUCCUUUCCUGAGUAUUAUAUUAGACUACUUGUGCAAUACAGGAUUCCACUUCUUAUUGAACUUUAUACUUUGAAGUUAUUCUGCAUAAUCCAUCAAUAGGAAAGUCAAGCUAGUAACAAGUUAUGCAGUGAUCAUUUUGCAGCAAUAUUGUGAUAUGUGAAAUAUUUCAGCAAUAUGGAGGACUCGUUCAGAGAAAAUGUGUGGCAGAAAAUGUGAAACAAAGUGAGGUUGUAUUGAAAACUCUAGGCAGUGGAGUUAUAUUGUACAGUCAGCUUUUAUUCUGCAAAUGAUAAGAGUCCUUACCUUAGUUCUUUGUCUAAGUUACCAUCAUCUUUAGUGGAAACAGCAGUUAUCAUGAAACUGCUCUACAUACCAUUGUUGUUCUAGAUAAGACUCCUACCUUUGUAAUCAACUUAUUUGUCUUUUUAACUUUUUCCCCCUUGCCCUGAAUUCUGGAUUCAGAUGUUCAUUCUCUUAUACCCUUCUUGUAAUCUGGUACACAACAUCACAAAAUACUCAAAUCUGCACUAAUAUGUAUAUAACUGCUUGAUGAUAAUCAAAGCCUUUCAGGGGAAGUAACACUUUAAAUGGUGCACAAAAGCAUUAUUUAUCUCUAUUAAGUGAGUAAAUGAAAGAUAACUUAAUGGUGAAAAAUUUCUCUUUCAAACAUUGGCACAAGGCAUUUACUCUUCCUUAAAUUUCUUACCCUGUUGGCUUUCAGAGUUGACUGAAAAACAGCUUCCUAUGUUUGUCCAAAUGUUAUCUGUCUGAUAGGUUGACUUCAUUGUGUUAACAUAUCAAGUAUAUACAAUGUCAUUGAUAGUUCAUACUGGCAGUUUGUUUAUAGGAUCUUUGUGAUAUACUUUAAAAAAUACUCAUCAAUCUGUCUUACAAGAGGAAAACAUUUCCUUUGCAGUAAUUGAGAAUUAUUCCUGUAAUAUGGUGUAAAGGGGAAGUUGGGAUGAAAUAUAUCAUGAAAUAUUGUUAAAUUUAUACAAGUAAAGUAAUUAUUUGUAGGUGUUGCCUCCCUUUGAUCAUGAUCACAUUUAUCUUAACUGGUUAGUUAUUUCUAUUCUUUGACCACAUAUCCAUUCAUAUUCAUAUAUCAUAAACUUAUGUGCAGAAAUUAUGAACCGAUAAGAGAACAGUAUUGACAGGUCAUACCAAUAUGUGCAGAUGUUGCUCAUUUUUGAACUUCUCCUUUGGCUUUGUGUAGUAGAAAUAGUAAGCAGGUUUCAUCAAAAUCUAGUAUUUUACAAAAACACUGAUAUGAAUGUAUAGAUAAUGUAAUGUACAUUGCAGAUUUCACUCAGAUUAGUCUUGGCAUUGAUAUCAAAGUGCAAGUUAGCUGUUUUAGUUCUAUACUUAAAAUAAUACUGGCGGAUUCAGGCCAUUGUACCUACAUAUACACUUUUGUAGUUAAAUAUGUGCUGUGUUACACUUUUGUGCAAUACAAAUUUGACUUCUUUUGCAAGUCUACUGUAAAUUAUUUAAUUUAUUUUAGACAUGGAGAGACAUUUUUAACUAUCACAGUGCAUAAAUCUGCACUACAGCCCAAAAUGACCUGUAGGCUUUAGUUUACUUUCUACAACAAAAGAAGUCAUCGGUGAACAUUACAAAGUGUAACACGGUACAUAUUUAACCUAAAAAGUAUAGAAAUACAAUAUGUGUACCCAAGCUCUAAUCAACCUUUACUAUUUGUAAGAGUUUAAAAAUCUCUGACUGAUAUGGACCUUAAUGCAUUUGUAUACUUUAGAUACAGGACUGUCAACCUGGAAAAAAUCUCAGAUAAACAAAAGGAUUUAAUAAGACUGAAAUAAAGAGAUUGUGAGUAGUUACCUGGAUCAUUUAUACAGUAAUGUAAUGUAGAUACCUCUCUAGGAUUAUUGCACAUUUAACUUAAUCAGGAUGUUGAUGACAAAAAACCAGAAGUCAGUGUGACAGAAGAAACAUUACUUUAUAAUUAAUUCUCCACUGUGAGUUUACAGUACAGAUAGACCAUCUGAUGUUGAACUCUUCUAAGGCAAGCAAAAUGUGUUUACAAUAUAUUGAUGGAUGUGAGGUGGUAUGAAUGUUUAAUGUCAUAAUCUUUUGUAUACUUAGUGUUUAUACAUGUUAUCAAUGAAAUUAUAAUGACGUAAUUUUAAACAUGAUUGUAAAUUUAUCAGAAUAAUAGCUAUGAUAAGAUGCUUUUCACUUGCACCCUGUAAAAUUUAAACCAAUGAAAACAAACAAGAUACAUUUUAUCUUAUCAACCAAUCAGAAUGCUAUGAAACUUGAUUUUCUGCAUCAUCCAAUAUGUGUGAUGUUAAGUAAGCCUUGUGUCCUUAACAUCCCAGCCCAAUAUGGGAUAUUAACUUUGAUUUCCUGUUUUCUAAGUGCUACGUGUGUGAUGAACUUUUUGAUGUUGAUAGAAAUGUUUUUAAUGGUUUCAUAUCUAAUGUCCUCAAGUUGCCACUCUAGAUUGUACAAUUUUAAAAACUGAAUUAUUCUUUGUCAUAUUCAAGACUUGUAGAUGUGUUCAACAGGAUACCAUCCUCAAAGUAUGCAAAUUAACAACUGAAGUGCUUUAUGAAUGUGAAAUUUAUCUCUUUGUGUGAUUGGCUUAUCUCUUGUGUGAUUGGCUUUGGUAGUAUGCAAGUAAUGCCCAAAUGCUAAGCAAAUGUGAUCACCCAACAAAUUGUUACUUGACCUGUGAUAUUGGUUUAUAUGUCACUGUGUGAUCGAUACCAUAUGUAUUUGCUGUGUAAUGUAUGUGAAUGUCUGUAUUAAAAGCAAAGGAACUGUU